Messenger RNA from Cordyceps militaris CM01, 1857 nucleotides. Its product is annotated as LipA and NB-ARC domain protein. Gene Ontology annotation, cellular component: mitochondrion. Gene Ontology annotation, biological process: riboflavin biosynthetic process; FMN biosynthetic process. NCBI's taxonomy places the organism in Eukaryota, Fungi, Ascomycota, Sordariomycetes, Hypocreales, Cordycipitaceae. The record is from RefSeq and is a predicted model, not a curated record. Gene Ontology annotation, molecular function: riboflavin kinase activity. The transcript has a single exon. The coding region runs from base 1 to 1857 and encodes 618 amino acids.
AUGGACUCUCGGUAUGGCGCAUUCAGCAUCCCGCGCCGUCCAGUCGCCAGCGCCGCCUCACCCCUAGGUCCGCCGCCGCCGUACUCGGCCCUCCCUGAGCGGACGCCGCCUCUGCCCCCUCGCCUCCGCACCAGCAAGUCGGUCGCACAGCUCGACGAGCGGCACCGCGCCCAGCCGCCGCCCGAACGACCGCCGCCAUCCCCUCUAUGCAAAGAGAAGCAGGCGACCACGCUGCCUACGGGCUUUGUGUUCCACGACGCGGCGGCGUCUCACGCGCGGCCACUACUAGCCGAGCGCCCGGUCCGCCGCGCCAAGAGCUCCGUGGACCUGCGCCGGCCGCAGACCUCCGCUGCGGACUCCGUCACCAAACCCGAGUCGUCCUGGAAAAAGGCGCUUGACGAGGCGCAGUACCUCGCCGGCGGGCUCAUCAGCAGCCCCGUGGAGUCGACGAGGCACCACAGCGUCAUCCGCCACUCGGGCGCGCUGGUAUGGUACCGCGGCCCAGAGACGGCCGUCACACUCACGAUCCUGUCCGACGAGCCGCUGCCGCCCACACGCUCGCUGUGGCUCCAGCAAAAAGGGUAUUCCGGCAGCGUGGGCAUGUCCCUCAAGGCCAUGGUCGGCACCACCAACGACUGGCUGGACGUGACGCCCGCCGCGCAAGCCCAGGCCGCACACGUCCCCGCCAACGAGGAGCGCGGCAUCCAGCGCGACCUGAAGCGCUUCGCGAGCAAGGCCACCGGGCGGCUUAAGAGCCACCUCCCGCGGGAAACCUACAUGGUCAGAAUCCCCGCCGCGGCGCAGGACGGCUACUUUCGCAUCGUGCUGUGUCCGACGCGCGACGGCAAAAAGGUCCUCGUCGGCAGCCCUGUGUUCCGCCUCGCCAGCACAUCGGCCGAUGUCAGCGUGCUGCGCGGCGCCGGCCUGCGCAGCAUGCCCCUGGAAGUCGGCGUCAAGGUCGCCAGCGCCGUCGCGAGCACCUACGUGACCGCAGCGACGGGUGCGGCAGCGGGCGCGGCCCGGAUAGGCGCCGGCCGGGUGACGAGCGCAGCGGCGAAAAAGGUCGCCCAGAAGGCGUACCGCGGCUGCGCGCGGGCCGGCGUCCACGACGCCGUCCAGGACAGCUGGCUGCGCAGCUCGACAGCGCGGUACGAGCGCGCCGUGUCCUCGGCCCUGAUGGAGCCGACGGUGGGUGUCAUUGUCGGCGGCGGCGCCGAGGGCCCCGCGUCGCCGUUCCCGAUCAAGUUUUCCGGGCACGUGGUCCGAGGCACGGGCUACACGCGCGCGCGGUACGGCUUUCCGACGGCGAAUCUGGCUGGCGCACCGGCGGAGCUGACGGUGCGCAUGACGGGCUCGUUUGCGGCGUGGGUGCGGCAGGUCCGGGCCGACGAGGGCGAGCCGGCAUGGUACGAGGCGGUGGUGCGUAUCGGCCCGGCGGAGAAUGGGGCCCCGAGCAUCGUGCAGAAGAAUGACGUUGCCGUGCACAUAUUGCACGAGCUCGAGGACACGGACUUGUGCGGCGCGACGCUCCAGGUGCUGCUGAUGGGGUUUCUGCGGCCGCUGGGCGUGGCAGACGCGGCGGGAGGAGAUGUGGACGGUGAUCUGCAGCGGCAUGCGGAUGACUUGCUCACGACGCUGGCGACGCUGGCGCGUGAGCAGUGGCAGCCUGAGCCGACGCUGGAGCGGAUACGCGCGCGGAAAGGCGAGCGCUCGUGGCGGGAGCGGCUGGAUGGUGUGACGGGGACGGUGGCCGCACGGGUGGACAGGGUGCCGAUGCAUCGCGCAGGGAUACGGAGCGAGGCAGGAGCACUAAGGGAUGCGAGUUUGGGGAACGGAGGGUUAUGGAUACAGAGGUAA